Messenger RNA from Oxyura jamaicensis (ruddy duck), 2173 nucleotides. Its product is annotated as scavenger receptor cysteine-rich type 1 protein M130-like. The record is from RefSeq and is a predicted model, not a curated record. Gene Ontology annotation, cellular component: membrane. Lineage: Eukaryota; Metazoa; Chordata; Aves; Anseriformes; Anatidae. The transcript has 8 exons. The coding region runs from base 180 to 2171 and encodes 663 amino acids.
GCGUCGGAGGGGAGAUAAGUGCCGAUAAGGUCUAAAAAGGUGCCUGCUGCUUCGAUUGGCUCCUUCUGCAGCUGGGACAGCAUCUGCACAGAUAUAUUGCCCUCCCAUCAUCUCCAUUGUCUUGUGGAUCCCAAGGAGCUCCAGCAGCAGGUCUGUGCUGUCAGGGCAGGAGCCUCAGGAUGGGGACAGAGGGACUCCUGUCCCCUUGGGUGCUGUGUCUGCUCCUCUGGGUGCAGCCAUGCAGAGGGGCUGCGGAGGUGAGGCUGGCGAAUGGUGGCAGGCGCUGUGCUGGGAGAGUGGAGGUGAAACUGCAGGACCAGUGGGGGACCGUGUGUGGUGCCAACUGGGACAUGUCUGAUGCCGCAGUGGUUUGUAGGCAGCUGGGCUGUGGGGUUGCUCUUGGAGCACCUCAGUAUGGACAUUUUGGGCCAGGAUCUGGGCCCAUAUGGAUGGUAUAUGUUUCCUGUUCUGGGACCGAGUCUGCCCUGUCUGACUGCAGUCAUGCAGGACGCGGUGAAUCCUACUACUGUUCUCACAAUUUGGACGCAGGAGUGACAUGUUCAGGAUUUGUCCGUCUGGUUGGAGGGGACAGUCCCUGCUCAGGAAGUGUGGAGCUCUAUGACAGGGACCAGUGGAAAAGUGGCACAGCCCUGUCUGUCCAUGGGGCAGCUCACCUGGGAGAAAGGUCCGGUGCUGCCUGGGACAGAGAGCUGCAGUGUGUGGGGAAUGAAUCCAGCAUCCUCUUCUGCCCCACGGGGGCUGCCAGGGACGAGACCUGCACCCAUGGCAAUGGCACUCAUGUCACCUGCACACAGUACACAGGGUUCAGGCUGGCGAACGGCAGCACAGCUUGUGAGGGCAGGGUGGAGGUCGAGGUGCUGGGGACGUGGGGGACCCUCUGUGCCUCCCGCUGGGACCUCUCAGACGCCCACGUUCUCUGUGGGCACCUCGGCUGUGGCUUUGCUGAGUCCAUUCCUGGAGGAGGGCAUUUUGGGAGAGGAACCGGCCCCAUCUGGAGAGACUCGUUCCACUGUGAUGGGACUGAAGCCCACCUGGGGCAGUGCCCAGUGACUGCCCUGGGGGCCUCGCCAUGCCCCCCCGAGAAUGCUGCUGCUGUCAUUUGCUCAGGCCUCUCACCAGGCCCCCUGUCCCUGCGGCUGGUGGGCGGAGAGAGCCGGUGCGAUGGGCGCGUGGAGGUCUUCCAGCACGGGAUGUGGGGCAGAGUGCUGGAUGAGCAGUGGGACAUGCAGGAGGCCAGCGUGGUGUGCCGGCAGCUGCAGUGCGGAGAGGCAGAGGCAGCCUACACCCCCGUGAAGGCUGAGCGAGGGCUGGGCCCUGUGGGACUGCGUGGGGUGUGGUGUGCAGGGCACGAGGCUAACCUGAGCCUCUGCAACACAUCCCUGCCUGAGAGCAAGCCAGCUGCAGGGAUCAUGGAGGACGUGGGGGCCGUGUGCCAGGGGAGCCGGCGGGUCCGUCUGGCGGACGGGGCCGGGCGCUGUGCUGGGAGAGUGGAGAUCUACUACCAGGGGUGCUGGGGCACCGUCUGCGAUGACGCCUGGGACCUGGCCGAUGCCGCCGUUGUUUGCCGCCAGCUGGGCUGCGGAGGGGCCCUGGAGGCAGCCGGCUCUGCUCGGUUCGGGGAGGGCUCCGGGCAGAUCUGGUUGGAUGGCGUCAACUGCUCCGGGGCUGAAGCUGCUCUCUGGGACUGCCCUGCUGAGGCCUGGGGGCAGCACGACUGCGGGCACAAGGAGGACGUGGGAGUUGUCUGCUCGGAGUUCAUGGCCCUGAGGCUAGAGAACAGCGACGGCUGCUCGGGGCGCCUGCAGGUUUUCUACAACGGGACGUGGGGCAGCGUUUGCUCCAACUCGAUGACUACCGAGACGGUGUCACUGGUGUGCAAAGAGCUGGGCUGUGGGAAUGAAGGGAACCAGGAAACAACCUCAAUAUAUGCCAAGCUGUCUGGCACCGCGUGGCUAGAUCAUGUGGAGUGUGGGAAGCACAACAGCUCCUUCUGGCAGUGUCCUUCUUCUCCCUGGCAUCCGCAGUCAUGUGACGACCUCCGAGAAGAGACCCACAUCACCUGCACUGGUAACUCUGAGCCAUCAAGGCACCAGGUCCUGUUCCCCACGGGGUAUGGUGAAAUGCAGAGAAGGAACCCAGAGGGGCUUUGACU